Molecule: messenger RNA, 1065 nt
Organism: Sinocyclocheilus grahami
Lineage: Eukaryota; Metazoa; Chordata; Actinopteri; Cypriniformes; Cyprinidae
Product: oocyte zinc finger protein XlCOF8.4-like
Exons: 4
Coding region: 68-802 (244 amino acids)
Biological process (GO): embryo development; regulation of transcription by RNA polymerase II
Cellular component (GO): nucleus
Molecular function (GO): RNA polymerase II transcription regulatory region sequence-specific DNA binding; DNA-binding transcription factor activity, RNA polymerase II-specific
Source: RefSeq, a predicted model, not a curated record
UAGAAAGUUGCAGGCAGAGGCCAGACGUCGUCCCGCAAUUGACAAUGUCUUCGGUAAGGAAUGGUGCAUGAACCCCUGGAGACACGAGGAGUCAAAUGUUGGUGACCAAGAGGACACACAUCUGGACUCUUCGGUCAACACAGAAGAGCCAGUAGAUUUGCUGGACGACGAACCAGAUAUGAUCAUGAUCAAGGAGGAGACAUUUGAAGAUUGCUCUGGGAAAAAUAACCCUGAGGAAGAUGAAAGUUGCAGUUUGAGAGGACCUGCAGUGACCAGUGAUGAGAGGUGUGUCGCCCAAAGCUCUGAUGAUUUUAUCACAUACAUGGUACCUUCAGAUGACCAAGUCCAAUCGAACGUACACCAGACACAAGCUGAAGAACAACCUCUUGAUGGAAUGAUCUCUACACAAGGAGACAGCGCAACAGAGCAAACUUUCCAUAGUACACACGACCACACAAGUAUUUCGGAAGAGAAGAGGUUUGAGUGUGUAUUCUGUCGACGAACCUUCAACAAAUUAACCUACCUGAAAGCACACAUGCGAACACACUCCGGAGAAAAACCUUACGUCUGUACAGUUUGUGAUAAAAGAUUUGCUCAAAAAACGUACCUCAGAAUACACCAGCGCACACAUUCUGGUGAGAGGCCGUACUCGUGCAUGGAGUGUGGAAAGUGCUUUGCUCAAAAGAGCUCUCUAAAUGUACACCUCCGAAGCCACACUGGAGAAAAGCCAUAUAGCUGCUCAGAGUGUGGUAAAAGCUAUGCGUACAAACAGGGUUUCAAUACACACCAGUGCUUCAGUUAGACUAGUACAUACUGAAGUGAACCAUUACUGAAUGGGAUCUGUAUCAAAGUUGUUGUUACAGCAGAGUGUGCAUAACUCUGCAAUAUGUACCAUUAACAAGUUGCAAGUAUGUCCAUGGUUUUUUUUCACAGAAAUUAAGUCUUUUGACAGUGUUUGGAAACGUGUUAUACAGAAGCAUCUGGAGUUUUCUGUGCAUUGACUUGCAUGUGUAUAUUCAUUUGAACAGAGGGAUAAACAAAUAUGCUUGAAUAAACUUGACAAAG